AUGGCCUACAUAACAUCCGAAUUGGACAACGAGCGAGAGGGGCGCGAAGCAGCAGUAGACGAAAUGAGAAAAAUGAAAGGUGAUUUUAAGGAAAUGGAGGUUGCCUUGAUUUCACAGAAAAAUCAAAAGGAAGAUGCCCUCAAACUUUUCUCGAAAUUAAAGGAGGAAGUCGAAAAUGCUGUGUGUGUAGCCGAGGAUACUAAGGACAAAUUACAAGCGGCUAACCAGGAGGCAGAACGCGAUGGAAAGCCGUUGAAGGCGGUUAUAAGAAAACUUAGUGAUGAGUUGUCUUGUGCAAAAAGAGAACGACUUGAAGCUGCAAGCGAACGUGACGGGUUGGCUCCAAAUCUAGAAGCUAGAGAAGAGAGAGAUAGAAGGAUAUUUCUACUGGAGGCUGAUAUAUUGCAACUUAAAGAAGAUUUGCUCAUAUCACAGAAAGCAUCCAAAACAUCCAAAAACGAGGCUGAUGAAUUGGCUGCAAAAUUAGUGGUCAAUAUCAACGAAGAUAUGAUGGUUGAAGAGGUUUAUAUGGAAGACCCGAUUGCCGAAAAAAGAUCAACUUUGAAAAAGGUAGAUGGACAGCUCUCGGGAAAACUGGACACAGGGAGCUUGGAAGAAGUCAAUAAGAUAAUUGCCAGCGAGAUGAAGACUAAGAAGAAAAGCAAUCUGAGUCGCUGGAAUAAUAAGAUGCAGAAGGAAGCUCAAGUUGUGAAGAAGAUGCCUAGUGAAAGUGGUGCAGCGAGUAUAAUACAAGCCGGAAUGACAGAAAAUUAUGAACGCUGGAAUGAGAAACUGUCCAAAGCCGGGUUUCAUACACAUCAAGUUGAACGCAUGGUACAAUUAAGAAGGUAA
Musca domestica (house fly) is the source of this 852-nucleotide messenger RNA. RefSeq names its product myosin heavy chain, non-muscle-like. Lineage: Eukaryota; Metazoa; Arthropoda; Insecta; Diptera; Muscidae. The transcript has 2 exons. The record is from RefSeq and is a predicted model, not a curated record. Bases 1 to 852 code for a protein of 283 amino acids.